Molecule: messenger RNA, 1252 nt
Organism: Dama dama (fallow deer)
Lineage: Eukaryota; Metazoa; Chordata; Mammalia; Artiodactyla; Cervidae
Product: polyadenylate-binding protein-interacting protein 1-like
Exons: 1
Coding region: 101-1252 (383 amino acids)
Biological process (GO): regulation of translational initiation
Molecular function (GO): RNA binding; translation activator activity; protein binding
Source: RefSeq, a predicted model, not a curated record
GCGGCCUGCCCGGCCCGGGGCGCUCCCAGAACAAACGAGGCCCCUGAGAGCUCCAUCUAGUUCGCCGGAUAACAUCCCACAGCAGAAUUCAGAGUCAGCAAUGGCUAAACCCCAGGUGGUUGUAGCUCCUGUAUUAAUGUCUAAGCUGUCUGUAAACGCCCCUGAAUUCUACCCAUCAAGUUACUCUUCUAAUUAUACAGAAUCCUAUGAGGAUGGCUGUGAGGAUUAUCCUACUUUACCAGAAUAUGUUCAGGAUUUUUUGAAUCAUUUUACAGAACAGCCUGGCAGUUUUGAAACUGAAAUUGAACAGUUUGCAGAGACCCUGAAUGGCUGGGUUACAACAGAUGAUGCUUUGCAAGAACUUGUGGAACUCAUCUAUCAACAGGCCACAUCUAUCCCCAAUUUCUCUUACAUGGGAGUGCGCCUCUGUAACUACCUGUCCCAUCAUCUGACAAUUAGCCCACAGAGUGGCAACUUCCGCCAAUUGCUACUUCAAAGAUGUCGGACUGAAUAUGAAGUUAAAGAUCAAGCUGCAAAAGGGGAUGAAGUGACUCGAAAACGAUUCCAUGCGUUUGUACUCUUUCUGGGAGAACUUUAUCUUAACCUGGAGAUCAAAGGGACAAAUGGACAGGUUACAAGGGCAGACAUUCUUCAGGUCGGUCUUCGGGAGUUGCUGAAUGCCCUCUUCUCUAAUCCUAUGGAUGACAACUUAAUUUGUGCAGUAAAAUUACUGAAGUUGACAGGGUCAGUUUUAGAAGAUGCCUGGAAGGAAAAAGGAAAGACUGACAUGGAAGAAAUUAUUCAGAGAAUUGAAAAUGUUGUCCUAGAGGCAAAUUGCAGCAGAGAUGUAAAACAGAUGCUUUUGAAGCUUGUAGAACUCCGGUCAAGUAACUGGGGUAAAGUCCAUGCAGCCUCAACAUACAGGGAAGCAACACCUGAAAAUGAUCCUAAUUAUUUUAUGAAUGAGCCAACAUUUUAUACAUCUGAUGGUGUUCCUUUCACUGCAGCUGAUCCAGAUUACCAAGAGAAAUAUCAAGAGUUACUUGAAAGAGAAGACUUUUUUCCAGAUUAUGAAGAAAAUGGAACAGAUUUAUCAGGGGGUGGUGAUCCGUACUUGGAUGAUAUUGAUGAUGAGAUGGACCCAGAGAUAGAAGAAGCUUAUGGAAAAUUUUGUUUGGACUGUUUUCUAGAAAUGAAGGAAUGUCUCUCUUACCUUAAUGAAUAUCAAAUGAUUAAAGAUUAUUUUUUUUAA